Equus quagga is the source of this 2025-nucleotide messenger RNA. Its product is annotated as WD repeat-containing protein on Y chromosome-like. The record is from RefSeq and is a predicted model, not a curated record. NCBI's taxonomy places the organism in Eukaryota, Metazoa, Chordata, Mammalia, Perissodactyla, Equidae. Gene Ontology annotation, molecular function: protein binding.
AUGGCGGUGUGGGACUGUGGUAUGGUAGAAGACAAGACCAAUGGAAGUUACGAGGAUCCUGACAAGUGCCUGAUUCUCUACGGUGAUGAUCAGCUGAACUACUACGAUUCCAUCAAAGCCGUCAUUUCAAGCUCCAACCAUGAGCCCAGUACUCUAGUAAUAGGGUACGGUAUGGGAACAACAAAUGUCAAGCAAAAGAUGAAAGAGAUAAGGGAUGUUAGAAAAGAUGUCAAGGCGAGAAAAGGCCAAGCAUCCCUUGGUUUGCCCCAAAGGCGAGCCGAAUGUGAUCAAACAGUUUUUCGCAUCUAUACAGGAGUCAAGACGUUUUCAUUCUGUAAGAGAAGGAACUUGCUGCUGACAGGUGGACUGGAUCGAAUAAUUAGAGUGUGGAAUCCUUAUCUGCCCAGAAAACCAACAGGUAUGCUGAAAAGCCACACGGCUCCAGUGAGCUACAUCCAGGUGUCUGCUGAGGAUAACAAAAUAUUUUCCACGUCCACUGACAACGCAGUCAAGAUCUGGGAUCUGGAGACAGACAGCUCCUUAUUUACCGUGUCCUCCAAAGCCAGCGGUCUUAAGGGGGAGCUGGCAGCCUGCCUCUAUCUGCCCGGCCCCAGAGCACUGUGGGUGGCCUCUGACACUGCUGCACUCCUGCACCUGAGACUGAGAUCACCCCCCGAGCCUCACCUGGUGCUAUCCCACAAAGAGCCCAUGGGCUGCUGCUGGUACGACCCGGCCUUCUGGCAGGUGGUCAGCUGCUCAGAAGCCUCCGUAAGUAAGAUAUGGCACUUUGAAACAGGAAGACUGUUGUCUGAAUUUACUGAGGCUCAUGACAAUGCUGGGAUCACUUGUCAGACCUUUGACUCCGGUGGAAGAAGAUAUACUCUGUUUCUUAGGCUAAUAACUGGGGGCAGAGAUGGCUGUCUGAAAAUAUGGAGCUACAACAAUGAGCAUUGUCUGCACUCCCUGAAACAUGAUGAAAAGCAAAGUGAAGUUUGUGAUUGCACCUGCUUGGAGCUGAACCAAAAUAAGUGUAUCAUAGCUGUUGGAUGGGACAGAAGAAUAAACGUGUAUUUUGGCACAGCACAUGAUUUUCAUCACUUCUGGAAGCCACAGCCACACUGGCAGGAUGACCUGAGCCAUGGGCACAAGGAGGACAUCCUCUGUGUCGCUCAAUGCCCACCUUUUCUUCUUGCCACCUCCAGCUAUGAUGGGGAGAUUAUCAUUUGGAAUGUCAUCUCGGGCCACAUAUACUGCAAACUGAAUACUUCCAGCCCCUCUGAUGACCCAGAAGACAAAGAAGGCCCGGAGCGAAGCGUUUCCUGCCUCUCCUUCCUGAGGACGCGUGCUGCCAACCUGGACUCCACGUCUGCCUCCCUCGUCGCCAGCGGGCCUCGAGGCUCUGUCACCUUCUGGAGGCUGUUUGGGGGGGGGGCCUGUCCCAUUGCAAACUUCACUCCUUCUAGAGACAAAGCUUGGGUCAGCAGCAUGGUGGUGACAGCAGGAGAUGCUCUCGCCUGUGUGGCUGACCAGGAAAGCUUUGUGCGGGUCUAUGACAUCAAGGAGUACAGCCUGUGGGGACCGGAGUUGCGGCCUCCCAAGAAUGUGACUUUCUGGAGGGCCCAUGUCAGCAUGGUGACAUCUUUGGAGCUGAUAGAAGAAAAAAAGUUUCUGCUGUCAUCCUCCCUCGACCGCACUGUGCGCCUGUGGAGCAUGGACGGGGAGUACACAGGGACCUUUGGGCAGAGUAGUCCCUGGGAUGUUUUCACUCCUGCCUCCUGGAGCCACCCUAGAGUCCCCUACGUUUUGACAGAUGCCCAGAGCAUGCCUGCUCACCCAGUGCUGGAAGGGGAUGUUCCUGCAACGCACCUGGGAAAGGAGGAGCAGGAGAAUGCGGUGAAGGGAAAGGCCAGGGCUAAGCAUGAAAAGAUGUCUAACCCUCACUCUCCAGAAGACUCCAUCCUUGAAGGUGAAACGAAAGAAGACAUAAAUCGAUGGUAUGCAUUUUGCAAUCACAGGUCAGCCUGA